AUGCCUUCCACCGCCACCGUUGUGACCUCCGCCCUGGCCGUGGGCGCCCUGUCGUACGUUGUCUACUUUGACUACCAGCGACGACACAACGCCGACUUCCGACGAAAGCUCAAGAAGAGCAACCGAGAUCUGGAGAAGGCUGAAGCUGCCCAUGCCACCGCCAAGAAGAACGAAAUCAAGCAGCAGAUCAUCAAGAAGCUCGACGCCUCGUUGGCAUCCCAGCAGAUCCCCUCCGGCAUGAAGGAGAAGGAGGAGUUUUUCCUGGCCCAGGUGACCCAGGCCGACGAGUUUGCCCAGGCCAACGACAUCGAGAACGCCGCCAUUGCCUACUACAAGGCUCUGUCCGUCUACCCCGUGCCCACCGACCUUCUGGGAAUCUACGAGCAGUCCGUCAAGCAGCCCAUUCUGGAGCUCGUCCUGCAGAUGAUCUCUGCCCGAACCCCCGAGUCUCUGCUCGCCUCUCUGGGAGCCAAGCUCGAUGCUUCCGUCGAGUAA
This is a messenger RNA of Yarrowia lipolytica CLIB122, 495 nucleotides long. RefSeq lists its product as uncharacterized. Gene Ontology annotation, molecular function: transmembrane protein transporter activity. Gene Ontology annotation, biological process: protein targeting; protein import into mitochondrial matrix; tRNA import into mitochondrion. The record is from RefSeq and is a predicted model, not a curated record. NCBI's taxonomy places the organism in Eukaryota, Fungi, Ascomycota, Dipodascomycetes, Dipodascales. Gene Ontology annotation, cellular component: mitochondrial outer membrane translocase complex; mitochondrial outer membrane.